CUCGGAGUGGAAAUAGCCUUUGUGCGCGCGUUGAGUGCGCAUUAUAAGUCUCUGCGAGGGUUGCAUCACAACACGUGAAGUUGGGAUAUUCGCGUCUAUCCUCUAUUUUUUGUUAAAUUGAACGGUAUAACGCGUAAAAAUUAAAAUGUUAACCGCUGCAAAGUUGUUAACUCGAGGAUGUAGUAAUGUCACUUGCGAUAUCGCUAGGAAACAACAGUUUAGCACAAUUCUUAAAAAUGUGGCAGCUCCUGCAUACAUUGUGCCACAACAAAGUACAAAUUUACAUCAGUACCGAUACAAAUCUGAAGGAGUGAAAGGUGCGGUUAUUGGUAUUGAUCUUGGAACUACAUUUUCAUGUGUAGCCGUUAUGGAAGGAAAACAAGCUAAAGUGAUAGAAAAUGCUGAGGGUUCACGAACGACUCCAUCUUAUGUAGCUUUUACUAAAGAUGGCGAACGUUUGGUUGGUAUGCCAGCUAAACGUCAAGCAGUUACAAAUUCAGCAAAUACAUUUUAUGCUACAAAACGAUUGAUUGGACGAAAGUUUGAUGAUCCUGAAGUGAAAAAAGAUAUGAAAACUGUAACUUAUAAAAUUGUUCGAGCUUCUAAUGGAGAUGCAUGGGUGCAAGGGGGAGAUGGUAAACUGUACUCUCCUAGUCAAAUUGGUGCAUUUGUACUCAUGAAAAUGAAGGAAACAGCUGAAGCAUAUUUAAAUACCUCAGUGAAAAAUGCUGUAAUCACUGUUCCUGCAUAUUUUAAUGAUUCACAAAGACAAGCAACAAAAGAUGCUGGACAGAUUGCUGGUCUUAAUGUACUUCGAGUAAUUAAUGAACCAACAGCAGCUGCUCUUGCAUAUGGCAUGGAUAAAACAGAAGACAAAAUCAUUGCAGUAUAUGAUUUAGGAGGUGGUACAUUUGAUAUUUCAAUUUUGGAAAUUCAGAAAGGAGUUUUUGAAGUAAAAUCCACAAAUGGAGAUACUUUCUUGGGAGGAGAGGACUUCGAUAAUGCUUUAGUUAAUUACCUUGCAACAGAAUUUAAAAAAGAUCAAGGUUUAGAUGUAGCUAAAGAUGCUAUGGCUAUGCAACGAUUGAAAGAAGCAGCUGAAAAAGCAAAAAUAGAAUUGUCUAGUUCACUUCAAACAGAUAUAAAUCUGCCGUAUCUGACUAUGGAUUCUAGUGGACCAAAGCAUUUGAAUCUUAAGCUUUCUAGAAGUAAAUUUGAAAGUCUAGUUGGCGAUUUAAUUAAACGUACUGUUCAACCAUGUCAGAAAGCUCUUUCUGAUGCUGAAGUGUCAAAAUCUGACAUUGGAGAAGUAUUGUUAGUUGGUGGUAUGACGAGAGUACCGAAAGUUCAACAAACGGUACAAGAAAUUUUUGGUCGACAACCAUCCAAAGCUGUGAAUCCUGAUGAAGCUGUAGCUGUUGGUGCUGCAGUUCAAGGAGGAGUACUUGCCGGAGAUGUAACUGAUGUUCUUCUUUUGGAUGUUACACCCCUCUCGCUGGGUAUUGAAACGUUGGGUGGAGUAUUCACAAGGUUGAUUUCUCGAAAUACAACUAUUCCUACAAAAAAGAGUCAAGUAUUCUCUACGGCAGCUGAUGGGCAAACUCAAGUAGAAAUUAAAGUUCAUCAGGGUGAACGAGAAAUGGCUAACGAUAAUAAACUUUUGGGACAAUUUACUCUUGUUGGCAUUCCACCUGCACCAAGAGGAGUGCCACAAAUAGAAGUUACAUUUGAUAUUGAUGCCAAUGGCAUUGUUCACGUGUCUGCUAGAGAUAAAGGCACUGGAAAAGAACAGCAAAUUGUUAUUCAGUCAAGUGGUGGUCUUAGUAAAGACGAAAUUGAAAACAUGGUUAAAAAUGCUGAACAGUAUGCUAAGCAAGAUAAGAUUAAGAAAGAAAGAGUUGAGGCUGUAAAUCAAGCAGAAGGAAUUAUUCAUGAUACAGAAACUAAAUUAGAAGAAUAUAAACAACAAGUACCUCAAGAAGAAUGCGACAAAUUGAGAGAAUUAAUUGCUAAAAUGCGAGAGACAUUAGGUAAGAAAGAUGAUGUAGACCCGGAGGAAAUUAAAAAGGAAACGAAUGAAUUGCAACAAGCAAGCCUUAAAUUAUUUGAAAUGGCAUAUAAAAAGAUGGCUGCGGAACGGGAAAGUCAAAAUCAAAGUCAAAGUCAAAGUCAACAAGAAGAUGGGGCUGAAAAGAAAGAAGAAAAGAAUUAAUUACGUCUAAGAUUAUACAUUCAGGCAAAACAAAUUUAUUGCACAGAUGUAGGAACA
Nomia melanderi (Alkali bee) is the source of this 2269-nucleotide messenger RNA. It is a transcript of the gene Hsc70-5, whose product is annotated as Heat shock protein 70 cognate 5. Gene Ontology annotation, molecular function: ATP binding; ATP-dependent protein folding chaperone. The record is from RefSeq and is a predicted model, not a curated record. Lineage: Eukaryota; Metazoa; Arthropoda; Insecta; Hymenoptera; Halictidae. Gene Ontology annotation, biological process: protein folding.